Anguilla anguilla (European eel) is the source of this 3813-nucleotide messenger RNA. It is a transcript of the gene msh3, whose product is annotated as mutS homolog 3 (E. coli). The record is from RefSeq and is a predicted model, not a curated record. Lineage: Eukaryota; Metazoa; Chordata; Actinopteri; Anguilliformes; Anguillidae. The transcript is spliced from 24 exons. Gene Ontology annotation, cellular component: nucleus. The coding region runs from base 260 to 3598 and encodes 1112 amino acids. Gene Ontology annotation, molecular function: ATP binding; ATP-dependent DNA damage sensor activity; mismatched DNA binding. Gene Ontology annotation, biological process: mismatch repair; somatic recombination of immunoglobulin gene segments; mitotic recombination.
ACUAGCCAGUAAGCAAGCAAGGCUUUAUGCUUGCCAUAUUUGCGCAUGCCCGUAGGACCCCAAAACGUCACGCAAGCGCCAACAAGAAGUUCGCCGGGACGAACAUAAGGGCUUGGACUGCAUUGUGUAGUUUUCUGCAGGUUUCAUGCGGUAGUUUUCUAUCUAUUGCAUGACAUGUGUUUUCAACUGAGGUUUGCAGGUGCAUGAAAACAGCAAUUUUGCACGAGUGCCAAAUUAAGUUACCCAAAUCUUGUCAACAAUGCCGAAGUCAGUCAAGAAGUCCAGCGCGCAAACGUCCAUUAGCAGAUUCUUCAGUGGGUUUAAUAAGCAGGCAAAUGUCAGCAGAACUUCAUCCGGGAUUAAACCUGCAAAUGCUGGACACUUCGGGCUCGCGGGCAAGAAGAAACUCCCUUCCAACGAAGAAGAAUCCGGCAACAAACGAGCAAAACUGUCCCACGAUACAGAGGAUGAUGACACGGGCUGCAUCUUCGUUUGCAGUAAUAAAGUUACAGAUGCAGGGACGGCCGGCUCCAGACGCAGCCUCUCCUCCAGCACUCUGCUGCGGCUGAAGGGCUUCAGCUGCCAGGGAGACUCUGGCCCCCCAGAGCCAGGGAACUGGGUUGGGGCCCACAGCAGAGACCCAGGGGACGCAGCCAUGGGGAGGGGCACAUCAGGAAGAGAGGAGGAGGAGGAGGAUAUCAAAGGGGAAAACAGCCCUGAGAGCAUAGCUAAAGGACAGGGUUCGGCUCAGGGACUCAACCUGAGGCAGUUUGCGAAGCCGGGCAGUGGCGGAGUGGGCCCCGCCAAAAAGAGUCCCACGGAGACCAGCGCCCCCAACAAGAGAACCAAGAGCAUCUACACUCCGCUGGAGCUGCAGUACUUGGAGAUUAAGGAGAAGCACAAGGACGUUCUGCUCUGCGUGGAGUGUGGCUACAAGUACCGGUUCUUUGGGGAAGAUGCAGAGGUCGCAGCCAAGGCGCUCAACAUCUUCUGCCACUUGGAUCACAACUUCAUGACGGCCAGCAUCCCCACCCACCGUCUGUUCGUUCACGUCCGUCGCCUGGUCUCCCAGGGUUACAAGGUGGGUGUGGUCAAACAGACGGAAACCACUGCGCUGAAGGCUUCGGGAGCCAAUAAGAGUGCGAUAUUCACACGCCAGCUCAGCGCACUCUACACCAAGUCCACGCUGGUAGGAGAGGAUGUGAACCCCUUGCUGACGUUGGGGGCCCUGGAGGAGGCCGAGGACGUGGUGCUGGACGCCCCAAACAACUACCUGAUGUGUGUGAGUGAGAACUGGGACAGCAAGACCAAGGAGCUGACUGUGGGCCUGGUGGCCGUCCAGCCCAGCACGGGGGAUGUGAUGCUGGACUGCUUUAAGGACGGGCCGCCCCGCUCAGAACUGGAGGCCCGUGUCCUGCGCAUCCAGCCUGUGGAGAUCCUGCUCCCCUCGGACCUCUCCCAAACCACAGAGCAGCUCCUUCGGGGCAUCGCGUCAGCCAGCGUGCAGGCCGACGACCGCAUCCGCGUGGAGAGGCUGGACAGCUCACGGUUCGAGUUCACCACCGCGCUGCGGACCGUCACCGACUUCUACUCCGACGCGUCGCAUCAGAAGGCCGGGGAGGCUGAUCGAGGUGCGGCAGGCACGUCCCUUCGUACCUGUCAUCUCCAUGAUUCCAACUCUCUCUCCAGUAUCAUCAGUUUGGAGACGCCAGUCAUCUGCUGUCUUGGCCCUGUGAUCCAGUACCUGGCUGACUUCAACCUGCAGAGAGUCCUAACGUGCCCCAGCUCCUUCAGACGGCUCUCCUGCGAGGCAGACUGCAUGUCUCUCAGCGCCACCACCAUGAGGAACCUGGAGAUCCUCUGCAACCAGACCGACUGCAAGGUGAGGGGGAGUUUGCUGUGGGUGCUCGACCACACCCAGACCCCGUUUGGGCGAAGGCUGAUGAAGAAAUGGGUGUCCCAGCCCUUGAAGUCUGCCACGGAGAUCCGGGCGCGGCAGGACGCCGUCGCCGAGGUCCUCUCCUCCGAACACAGCGCCCUGCCCUCGGUCCGGGCGCUUCUGUGCCGCCUGCCCGACCUGGAGAGGGGCAUCUGCAGCAUUUACCACAAGAAGUGUUCCACUCAGGAGUUCUACCUCAUCAGCAGCACCCUGUCCCGGUUGGGGGCGGAGCUACAGGCCCUGGUUCCCGCCAUCCAAUCGCAGCUGAGCUCCACCCAUUUGAAAGAGCUGCUCACGGAACUGCCCCGGCUAUUGGCUCCCGCGCAAGGCUUUCUGAGCGUGCUCAAUGAGACAGCGGCCAAGACCGGGGACAAGACCCAACUGUUCGCCGACCUGACCGACUUCCCCGUGAUCCGGGAGAGGAAGGAGGAGAUCCAGGCGGUCCUGUCCGACAUCCUGGAGCACCGCAGGGAGGUCCGGCGGGUGCUGAGGAACCCGUCUCUGGACUACGUAACCGUGUCUGGUCAGGAGUUCCUCAUUGAGGUGAAGAACUCAUUGUCAUCUUCUGUUCCCUCUGAUUGGGUAAAAGUCAGCAGUACGAAGGCAGUGGGUCGUUACCACUCCCCUUUCAUCGUAGAGAAGCACAGACGCCUGCUCCAGCUCAGAGAGCAGCUGGUCAUUGACUGUGGCCGGGAGUGGACCAACUUCCUGCAGCAGUUUGGAGAACACUAUCACAUUAUGAGGAAAGCGGUUUGUCACCUAGCAACACUUGACUGCUUCUUCUCAUUGGCUGAUGUCGCCAAGCAAGGCAAUUACUGCAGACCGGAGGUGCUGGAGGGGGAGAGCCAGAUCAUUAUUCGGGAGGGGAGACACCCAGUCAUCGAUGUGCUGAUCGGAGAACAGGAGCAGUAUGUUCCCAAUGACACGGAGCUUCAGGGAGACGGUCGGAGGACCAUGAUCAUCACCGGGCCAAACAUGGGCGGCAAGAGCUCCUACAUCCGACAGGUGGCGCUGGUGUGCAUAAUGGCGCAGAUGGGGUCCUUUGUCCCGGCGAGAGAGGCCACUCUGGGGAUCGUGGAUGGCAUCUACACCAGGAUGGGCGCCUCCGACAACCUAUCGCGUGGCAGGAGCACAUUCAUGGAGGAGCUCUUGGAGGCGUCGGAGAUAGUGUCACGGGCCACGUCGCGCUCUCUGGUCAUCCUGGACGAGUUGGGGCGGGGCACCAGUACCCACGACGGCAUCGCCAUCGCCUACGCCACCCUGGAGUUCUUCAUCAGAGACGUGAAGUCCCUGACUCUGUUUGUCACACACUACCCUCCCCUGUGCGAGCUCGAGAGAGUCUUCCCUCAGCACGUCGGCAACUACCACAUGGCCUUCCUGCUGAACGAGAUGGACGCGCAGGCCGACGACGAGGAGGCCCGGCCGGAGUUCAUCACCUUCCUGUACCAGCUGACGGAAGGGGCGGCGGCCCGGAGCUACGGGCUGAACGUGGCCCGGCUGGCCGAGGUGCCGGAGUCCGUCAUCCGGACCGCGGCGCUCAAGUCCAAAGAGCUGGAGGCCGCUGUCGACGUCCGCAGGAAAAGUAAGAAGAGAUUUUUGGAGGCUUGGAACAUUGAAGACCGAGAGGCGCUGCAGAGCUGGAUGCAGUCAAAUUCCUGAAAAGGGAAUAAAAUGGAAUUGUUAUAUGCACAAAUCUCUGACUGUGUGUGUAUAUGUAUGUGUGUGUGCUGGCGUGUGUGAACACGCUUAUUAAUAGCUGGGUAUGAUUCGGAUUUUCUAGCGAAGUUCACGUUCGGAUGAAAUCCAAGCAUCACGUCUGUCAAAAGUGAGCUCGACCGCAUCUUUUAAAAUGCCAUAAAAUACCAUUUUUGAUG